UUAUGUAUUUUAUUUUAGAUAAUGGAUAAAUUAUUGGAUAAAGAUGUCCAUCAAAUGUACAAAGCACCACCAUUAAGCACAUAUUAUAGCAGUUGUAAUCAGUCGACAACAGAGACAUCCUCAAAUCAGGGUAAUGAAGAUCAUGGAUUAGAAUUUACUUGUCCACCUGAAAUUGGAAGUCCACAAGAAAAUGAAGAUAUUGAGGCUAGUAUUUCUGAAGAUUUCAAUAUGCCUGAUGUUGAAAGUAAUCAAGUGACAAAUUUAUCUGUACAAGAAGUAGAUGUCAGAAAUAAGCGAUCUGUUUGGCAGAUGCACAGAGGAAAUGAAGAUAUGGGUGACCGUAGUGAGGGAGCAUCUAGUCCAGGUUGGGAAGAAGAUUAUAAAGCAUGGGAAGCUAAAUUUCGUUGUACCAACUUUAGGACCACAAAAAAGCAUUCUAGAGGAAUGGCCAGCAUAGAUAGCAGUGCUCCAGAAACAACUUCUAGUGAUAAUUCUCCUACAGUAGUAAGAAGAAGUACCUGGGUCAAAUCUGGAGGACCAGGUAGUGAUAGUGGUAGUAGUGGCGAAAGUAGCGAUUCUUUUGCAUCAAGUUCAUCUGACGAUAAAGUGCCACGAACAAAAGCAAGAGAAACUGAAAGUUUGCCACAAGUCAUUUUGACAACACGUUUUUCUUCGGAAGGAAUGGCUCGUUCAGGAACCCCAUCUACAAAAGUUGCCAGGUUUAAGGGAAAAAGAUCUUAUCCAAACGUUCCCAAUCAACCAAGUGAAGCAUCAGCUCAUUUCAUGUUUGAAUUAGCAAAGACUGUCCUUACUAAAGCUGGAGGUAAUAGCAGUACGGCAGUUCUGUUUACUCAACCUUCUGCUGGCCAAAACCAUCGUGGUCCUCAUCGAGCUCUUCACAUGUGUGCCUUUCAAAUUGGUCUUUAUGCCUUGGGUUUACAUAAUGCUGUUUCGCCUAAUUGGCUUUCACGCACAUAUUCUUCUCAUGUUUCCUGGAUUACAGGACAAGCCAUGGAAAUCGGAAAUUCUGCCAUUAACUUUUUAAUAGAGACUUGGGAAGGGCAUCUUACUCCUCCGGAAGUAGCAUCAUUAGCAGAUCGUGCAUCAAGAGGUAGAGAUCCUGCUAUGGUACGAGCUGCAGCAGAACUAGCUCUUUCUUGUCUACCACAUGCUCAUGCACUAAACCCUAAUGAAAUUCAACGAGCACUUAUUCAGUGUAAAGAACAAAGUAGUGAAAUGCUAGAAAGAGCAUGUUUAGCAGUAGAAUCUGCAGCCAAAGGUGGUGGCGUUUAUCCUGAAGUUCUUUUUGAUGUUGCUCGUAAAUGGUAUGAAUUAUAUGAAGAAAGUCUGGAAGAUCGCCAUAAUGAUGGAUUAUCAGAAACUGUAUCAAAUACCAUAGAAUCAGAAAAUUUGACAGAUGUGGUUUCAUCUGCAAGAACAGAUCAUGGCACAAUAGCCACUCACAAUCUUCACGUUGGCCAAGUCGAAGGCGUCAUUACCACAGCUCCAUCUGUUCAAGUUAUACCACAAUUAGCAUGUCCACCUGUCACUUAUACAUUAGCAUAUCCAACAGCACCAUAUGGUUAUAUGCAAAGUGUAACUCCAUUUCCACAUUCACCAAUGCCUUUACAUGCAGCUUAUGUUCCAUCUCCGGCAGCAUAUCCAUAUGGUGCUCUUACUAAUUUAUCUUAUUAUACUCCAAGUGCUACAAGUACAACUCAUCUUCGUCAUUCUACACCUGGAUUAUAUACCAACCAAGUAGUUGGAGUUCCGGUAUCUAGAGCUCAAUCUGUUUUACCUCUGGGUGGUCAUGCUGUUAUGGCUACACAAUCGCCACCAACUCCAGCAAUACCAUCUCAACAACAACAGAUACAAAAUCCCAUUUCACAACUCAAUCAGCAGCAGAUGGGUUAUUUACUUGCUGCUUAUCGAGUGGGCAUGCUAGCUAUGGAAACACUUGCCCGCAGAGUGCACGAUGAUAGACCACAAGCAAAAUAUGCUAGAAACCCACCUUAUGGAGAGGAUGUUAAAUGGCUCUUGAAUGUAGCCAAAAAAUUAGGUACAUCAUACCUGCAGGAAUUUUGUAUUUGUACAGUCAAUAGUGUAGCCAGUCCUUUUAUAUUACAUGAAAUUGUACUAGAAGCAGGACAUUACUUGGCCAGAUCUGCAUCUACACCAUUGCCUACUCCCAUGCGUUCUCAUCUUCUAACUCCACUCAUACAAAAGUGUCAACAGAUGUUCAUCGCCUGCACCCAUUUCAAGAUGUAUCACAUCACUCCUGGUGAAUAUGACGAGUUUGUUAACAUCAUCCGCAGUGCCCGGUCAGCCUUUCAGUUGACCCCCGGUGGCAUGGUACAAUUUAAUGAACUGCUUCAGAGUCUGCGUCGCUCCAAGUCGUGUAAGAAGGAGUUAUGGCAGCGGAUUGCUAAUUCACUAGCUACUGGAAGCAUUUGAUGGAUGGAUGCUAGUAGAUUUGCAACAAUAAGAAGCAGUAUGACCAUAAAUACUCCAGAUCAUACUUGUUUUAAAAAUUUUGUGAUGUUUGCACCAAUAUCUCUGUUGAACGUUUAGUGCAUUGAUUGUAGUUGUUUUUGUAAAGUGUUUCACUCUGCUGCCAUAGGACAGUCAUAGUUUAUUUCAGAAAAUUUUGUUAGUGCGCAGGUAAGCGGGUGGACGGAUUGUGUUUCAUUGGUGCGCAAGCACAUUUGUUACCCGAUGCAGACAAGCUCAUACCGAAGUACAAGUUUCCAUGGAAGAAUUAUUACCCCUCCCUCCCGUCCAGACUUCUCCCACCCGGCAUUUUUAAACCUUUAGACUAAAAUUUUGAUGUGCUUAACCCAUCUUUAGUUCCCACCCAUCGUGCCAGGUGGAAGUUACUUUUACUAAGAAAUAACUAUCAUAUGAUAUAAAUAUAAAUAAAAUAAAUAAAUAUAUAUAUAAAUAUAUAUAUAUAAAAAUACAUAUAUAUAUAUAUAAUUUGUUAACAUUGCUAUUGAACAGAAGGUUGUGGAGAAGAUGGAACAGCAAAGUGGCUUUUGUAGUUAUGUUUCCCCAUUUGUACUUAGCUUCAUACAUUGCAAAGUCCAACAAAAUUUAAAUAAUUUUAGUGUUCCUUCUGGGGAAGGCAUCAUUCCUUGUAAAGGAUACAUCUCUGGGCUUAUUAGUAUUUUUAAAAAAACUGUCAUUGAUCGAUUCCCAUCUUUUACACAACAGAAGAUUGUGCCGUUAAGAUUGCUUUGUCUGGAAUGAAAUGAACCAUUCUUCUGUUAAAUCUUUGACAAUAAACUAAUGUUGAUAUA
Messenger RNA from Centruroides sculpturatus (bark scorpion), 3299 nucleotides. RefSeq names its product zinc finger SWIM domain-containing protein 8-like. Bases 22 to 2454 code for a protein of 810 amino acids. The transcript has 10 exons. Gene Ontology annotation, cellular component: Cul2-RING ubiquitin ligase complex. Lineage: Eukaryota; Metazoa; Arthropoda; Arachnida; Scorpiones; Buthidae. The record is from RefSeq and is a predicted model, not a curated record.